Prunus avium (sweet cherry) is the source of this 1119-nucleotide messenger RNA. RefSeq names its product Sec14p-like phosphatidylinositol transfer family protein. The record is from RefSeq and is a predicted model, not a curated record. Lineage: Eukaryota; Viridiplantae; Streptophyta; Magnoliopsida; Rosales; Rosaceae.
GCCGCUUAGGACAGACAGCCUCAUCGCCCUCCUCAUGUAACGCCUACGAAAACCGCGAUCCGAUUCAGCGGUUUCACACCAUUCAAUUCACACAAAUGGAGCUCCGUAUCUGCAACCCUCUUCGUCGUCUUCCUUUUCUCUCCAAUUGCUCCUAUCAAAUUAAAUCCUCCCAAGUUCGAAGCUUCUCUGUUCGGAGCUGCCGCUUAGACCCCAACGAAUCACACAAGCUAGUUUUGCAAGUGAAGGAGAAGCUUGAGAAAGAUCAUCAAAGUCUCCCUGUAGGCAAAAAUGGAAGAGAUGAUGAGGAUAUGAUCCUCUGGUUUCUCAAGGACCGCAAGUUUUCCGUCGACAAAUCCGUUGAAAGACUGACUAAAGCAAUUAAAUGGCGUGAAGAAUUUGGGGUGUCUGAAUUAUCUCACGAUUCAGUGAAGAGUGUAGCCGAAACUGGAAAAGCUUAUGUACAUGACUUUCUUGAUGUUAAUGGUAGACCAGUUCUCAUAGUGGAUGCCUCUAAGCAUCUUCCUGCUGUGCAUGAUCAUGCUGAGAAUGAGAAGCUCUGCGUGUUUUUGAUUGAGAAGGCAUUGAGUGCCCUUCCAGAAGGGACAGAAGACAUACUUGGAAUCUUUGACCUACGAGGCUUCGGUACAGAGAAUGCAGAUUUAAGUUUCAUAACAUUUUUGUUUGAUGUUUUCUACUAUUAUUAUCCAAAGCGAUUGGGCCAAGUCCUCUUUGUGGAAGCUCCAUUUAUAUUCAAGCCAAUUUGGCAGCUGGCCAAGCCUUUGUUAAAAUCAUAUGCUUCGUUGGUGAGGUUUUGCUCUGUGGAGAUUGUCAGGAAGGAAUAUUUUACAGAUGCAACGGUGCCGGCCAAUUUUAGAGACUGAGAAAUGUCUCUCAAGUUUUGACUUGAUGUACCAGUGUAUAAUUCUUUUUGUACAAAAAAAUGGCGUUUAUCUUUUGCCAGUAGAAUAUAUUUACUUUUAGCUUUAUAAUUUUGGGGGUUAGAAAAACUCAUAUGUUCUAGUCCAAUUUUGCUCGACAGGAAACAACGAAAGCGUGUAGUAUAUGGUCAAUCAAUUUCUGGCCUUUGAAUUGUUAUUGAAUAAAAUUUGUCUAUUGCAA